AUGAUGAGUUCAUAUAUUCACGAGUAAGAUCCCCUAACAUCUUAGUUUCACCUGCAACAAAUCAUUCCUGACACGAAUACCAGACAUGCAUGCUCCGGAAUCGUCACAGUAAUUGUCAGCCCAGAAGGACGACCAUUUUUCUUCCACGAGAGUCUCCUCUGCGAAAAAUCCCCCUGGUUUCGCGCGCAGCUACACAACCAAAAGACCGAAGAGUAUAGUGCUUCUGCCAUCGAACUAUCACCCAUCGAAACCUCAUUUCGAGAUUUCCAGCAAAGUCAACGAAAGAUUAUCUAUCGAUACGAAGAUGAAGUUCAUACAUUCAAUCAAUUUUUCACCUGGAUAUACGGAUGUGUAUAUGCGAUGCCUGGUCGUGAUCCAGAAACUUAUGACACUGCUACGCAUAUCUCGGAAUGGGUAAUACUCUACGUGCUAGCUGUUGAAAUGGGAGUUAUGGAUUUGGCACAUAAAGCUCUGUGGGAGUAUGUCCACUGUAGGGAUACCCUACGAACUGGAUACUGGAUGCCUCUACCAUCGGAAAUCCAGUAUAUCUACCAUAAUCGAGCAAAUGCACAUGAUCUACGAAAUCUCAUUGUUGAAAAAGUUCGUAGCCUUCUCUUCUCAAUAAGAUUCGAUGGGAUGAAUAGACAGCUAUCCAGCCUCUGCCAUAGCCACCCCGGUUUCAACACCGAUGUAUUUGAAGAAAUCCAACGACACUCAGAGCAAGCGAGUGUAUGCAACUACGGGGACUGUUCAAUGCACGUCUCACGCUACGCAAGUCUUAGCGACUGUGCAAGUUCAGAUUCUUACUUCGAGGUUGAGUCUCCUAUUCCUCCGUCGGUAUGUUUAGAUGCUAUCUCGGAUCUUGAAUUGGAUGAUGCCGAACCUUCUUUGAUAUCAGAUAGCGGGACAGUAUCUGCGGAAGAGGAGGAUGUGUAUUCACGAGAAGAGAGGGACGAAGCGAUGGCGGAAUAUUAUGAGACUAGGGAUUUAGCUAGCUAUGUCUUUUGA
Sclerotinia trifoliorum is the source of this 1008-nucleotide messenger RNA. Lineage: Eukaryota; Fungi; Ascomycota; Leotiomycetes; Helotiales; Sclerotiniaceae. The record is from the annotation of a GenBank genome assembly.